Molecule: messenger RNA, 294 nt
Organism: Magnusiomyces paraingens
Lineage: Eukaryota; Fungi; Ascomycota; Dipodascomycetes; Dipodascales; Dipodascaceae
Exons: 1
Coding region: 1-294 (97 amino acids)
Source: RefSeq, a predicted model, not a curated record
AUGUUCAAACUCCUUCUGCGCUUCAGCCGUCCACGAAAUACCUUUCUUAACACGGUAGGAACCAUCACCGGUCUUGGAAUUACUCUCUGCAUUCGCACUAGAUUUAGCGGUUACCAAUACACACCGUAUUGCCUCUGUGACCCCUGCAAAGUUCAUGACCGAUCUCCGGAACCAAUUCGCCAUCCCCACUAUGCGCUCCACUUGCUUCACAGUCUUCGGGAUGGCCAAAUCCGCAAAUGCGUUGACGUGCUUGGGCAGCCGGAAUAUUUUACUUUCACAAAUUCUGUACCCUAG